AGAGAGAGAAAGAAGAGAGCAAAGAUUCCACCUGGUUGGGUCGUCAAUAGAGAGAAGAAGAAGAAAUCGAAGAAGCUCGACGAACAGAUUCUUCCCCUUCCCUUGAGAGAUUUUUGUUUGCUCGGAGGAGUUGUGCGAAUUUGAAUAUCUGAAUCUGUUUUAUUCCUUUCUCUUUUUUGCUUUUUUUUUUCUCUCUCUCUCUCUCUCUCUCUCUCUCUCUCUCUCUCUCUUUUUCUCUCUCCACAUGAAGCUGUGGUGAAGAUUUUUUUGGGAGAUUUAGGGUUUCUGAGUUGUUUUGUUCGUCCUGGUUUUGGUUGGUGGUUGAAAGCGAAGAUGAACGUGAUGCGUCGUCUCAAGAGCAUUGCUUCCGGUCGUACCUCGAUUUCUUCCGAUCCUGGUGGGGACUAUGGGAUGAAGAGAGCCAAGCUUGAUCAAGAGAACGACAACUUGUGUGCUGAUCCAAUGCAGGUUGACCAAACUAGUUCUUCUUCUUCUUCUGAUAUCAAACCUGACAUUUUCCCACUAGAAAGUGUUGCUGGAACCUCAAAUGGCCAUCCUCUCUCAGAUAAACCCGUCGAUGAUCAUCAUCAUCAGCUCCCUGAAGUUAUGACCGAUAUGAGGAUUAGAGAUGACCGAAAUGCCCACCGCGACGACAAGGAGAUGGAGACAACUAUUGUAAACGGCAGUGGGACUGAAACGGGACAAGUUAUUACAACGACUGUUGGGGGUAGAGAUGGAAAGCCUAAGCAGACAAUCUCAUACAUGGCCCAGCGAGUGGUUGGAACCGGCUCAUUCGGAGUAGUGUUCCAGGCCAAGUGUUUGGAAACGGGUGAACAAGUUGCAAUUAAGAAGGUUCUGCAGGAUAAAAGAUACAAGAACAGAGAACUUCAGAUAAUGCGCUUGCAAGACCAUCCCAACGUUGUGCGACUGAGGCAUUCUUUCUUUUCAACAACUGACAAGGAUGAGCUGUAUCUCAACCUUGUCCUUGAGUAUGUUCCUGAAACUGUCUACAGAGCAUCUAAGCACUAUACCAAAAUAAAUCAGCAUAUGCCAAUUAUCUUUGUUCAGCUCUACACUUAUCAGAUUUGCCGUGCGCUGAACUACUUACAUCGCGUAGUUGGGGUGUGUCACCGUGACAUCAAGCCACAAAAUCUACUGGUCAAUCCCCAAACUCAUCAACUAAAAAUUUGCGAUUUUGGAAGCGCAAAGAUGUUGGUAUGUUCAUUUUAUUUUUUGAAGUGUUCUGGUUGAUGGG
Messenger RNA from Camelina sativa (false flax), 1255 nucleotides. The record is from RefSeq and is a predicted model, not a curated record. Lineage: Eukaryota; Viridiplantae; Streptophyta; Magnoliopsida; Brassicales; Brassicaceae.